AUGUGGUCAAAAGUAAGAAAGUUUGGUUUGGAGCAUUGUGAUCUACCAACUAUGGUGGAGAACUCAUCGGUUUUGCUUCGUGUUCUAUCGUUGAACUUGAAUCCGUUGCAAGAGAAAAAGAUACCACUGAUAUUCUACGUCUUCACUGUCAUAGUAUUCUCUUCUUACAUCUACGUUUACGUGUUCUCCAUGAGUUGGUUUGUCUUCUGGAAGAGCCAGGAAACCGGUGACGUCAUCAGUGCUAUGGUAAUCUUCUCCCUCGGGGUGUCUAGUGAAAUCAGCACCAUCAAGUUUCUUUACAUGUUUGUAAAUCAAAAUUCCUUGCGAAGUUUGAUUGGGAAGUAUUUAUCGUACGAUUCAAAAUCUAUACCCAAUAGCAAGACAGCAAAGAAAGUUCGAGCGGUUUUAAGAGGGACAAAAAAGACUGCUAUGACUUUUUGGCUCAUAGUCAUGGGAAAUGGCCUUGUAUAUUGCAUCAAACCACUACUGUUGCCUGGGAGGCACCUGAUGGAAGAUAUUGCUUUUCUUUUUGGUUUGGAUCCACUUUUUGAAUCACCUUAUUAUGAAAUCGGUUAUAUUCUCUCACUUAAUGCCUGCAUAUUUACCGUCUACGCAACCGCCAAUAUAUCAGCUUUCUUUGUCAUAGUCACUGGGUACAUUGAGGCGCAGAUGCUAAGUCUUAGCGAAGCAGUAGUUAACGUUUGGGAAGAUGCUCAAGAUUUUUACUAUCAAAAUAACAAUGUCUCAGAAAACGUUUUCUCAAACCAAACAGAAACUAAAAUAACAGAUAAAGACAUUAUACUAAAUGAAUAUGUAAGGGGACAACUGUUUGUAAUUAUCAAUAACCAUACAACUAACAUUAACUUACUAUACAAAAUCGAAGAAGUGUUUAAUAGUUCUUUGGCCAUAGAAUUUGGAUUAUUGAUGAUAUCUCUAAUAGCGGAAUUUCUGGGUGGAAUAGAAAAUACAUACAUACUUAUGCCUUUCGCUUUAGUGCAAGUAACAAUGGACUGUAUUGCAGGGCAGAAACUUUUAGAUUCAAGUAACGUGUUUCGGAGGGCUGUGUAUGAGAGCAAGUGGGAGAACUUCGAUGUGAAGAACAUGAAGACAGUAUUGAUGAUGUUAACGAAUUCUCAGAAGGACAUGACACUUACCGUGGGAGGGUUGAGAACGCUCAGCUUCUUGUGCCUAUUAGAUGUUUUCAGAAUGAUUUAUUCUACUUACACAGCCUUAAGGUCUAUGUUCAAUAGAUGA
Messenger RNA from Amyelois transitella, 1254 nucleotides. RefSeq lists its product as uncharacterized. The transcript is spliced from 4 exons. Gene Ontology annotation, molecular function: olfactory receptor activity; odorant binding. Gene Ontology annotation, cellular component: plasma membrane. The record is from RefSeq and is a predicted model, not a curated record. Gene Ontology annotation, biological process: sensory perception of smell; detection of chemical stimulus involved in sensory perception of smell. Bases 1 to 1254 code for a protein of 417 amino acids. Lineage: Eukaryota; Metazoa; Arthropoda; Insecta; Lepidoptera; Pyralidae.